AUGGCCUUUGUGUACAACAUUAUGAGCCGGAGCUUAAAAGCACUGUUUGUGCCGAUCGGCGACGUCGGCCACAUAAAUACAUGUAUAGGCGCCGCACAACCGCUGAUACGGGCCGGACAUGCGGUCGCUUUCCUGGUCGACAGCUAUUGGGAGGGAAAGCUCCGGGAAUUUGGGAUCGAAGAAUGCAUACUAAACACUCAAACCACAGCUCACACCGAAAACGUGGUGAAAAAUGUGGCCAUUUCUCUGCUAAACAGUGGCGAAGUCGGACCCAACACUUCCAUCCAGAAAGUUAGCGGCAAUUAUCAAUCAGUUUUGUUAGACAAGAUUAUUGCAAGAGACGAACAUCUGGUCACUCUAUUGCCCAAUCUUAAGCCAGAUGUUAUAUUUGGAGAGCUCUAUAGACCCAUUCCGGCCAUUGAGUUAUCGGGUAUACCCUGUGUGUUGAUAUCAGUUGUUAAUCCCGCAGCGAUAUUCGACUACCGCCAUAUUUAUCUGUUAGAAGAUUCUGUCUUGGAAUGUAAAAACGACAAACCCCAUAAAAAAGACUUUCUGGUCACCCUAUAG
Medioppia subpectinata is the source of this 567-nucleotide messenger RNA. Lineage: Eukaryota; Metazoa; Arthropoda; Arachnida; Sarcoptiformes; Oppiidae. The record is from the annotation of a GenBank genome assembly.